CUGUCCCCCGGGGCAAUUAAGCCGCUGCCGGCGACACACGACAGGUCACCGUGAGCCGGGCGGCGAGCCAUGGGGCACCAACCACGAGACGCCGAAGCGCCGCUGCUCGCCAAGCCCGACGCCGCCGCGCCCGCGCCGGCGCCGGCGCCGGCGGUGAAGCGCAACAAGUACCCCUUCUUCUGCGCCGUGCUCGCCUCCAUGACCUCCGUCCUCACGGGCUACAGUACGGAUCCUGCCUGCUACUUCGCCAGGUUACCCAUCUUUCCAUAUGUGUGUCUCCGCGUACGGAUGCUGAACACCCGCGCACCGUGUGCCAUGGCAUGCCCGGCGGCAGACGUGGCGGUGAUGAGCGGCGCGCAGAUCUUCAUGGCGGAGGACCUGGGCAUCAGCGACGCGCAGGUGGAGGUGCUCUCGGGCGUCAUCAACAUCUACUCGCUCGCCGGCGCUCUGCUGGCGGGCUGGACCUCCGACCGCCUCGGCCGCCGCCUCACCAUCGUGCUCGCCAACGUCUUGUUCCUCGCCGGUCCACUGUGCAUGACGCUCGCGGGAGGGUACAAGGCGCUCAUGGUGGGCCGCUUCAUCGCCGGCAUCGCCGUCGGCUACGACUUCGUCAUCGCGCCCAUCUACGCCGCCGAGAUCUCGCCGGCGUCCUCCCGCGGCCUCCUUACCUCAGUCCCCGAGAUUUUUAACAACACGGGAGUGAUGCUGAGCUACGUGUCGAACCUCGCCUUCUCGGGGCUGCCACCGCACCUGUCGUGGCGCGUGAUGUUCGCCGCGGGGGCGGUGCCGCCGGUGUUCCUGGCGGCCGGCACGCUCACCAUGCCGGAGUCGCCGCGGUGGCUGGCCAUGAAGGGCCGGGUAGCCGAGGCCAAAUCCGUGCUCCACCGGACGUCGGACACGCCCGCCGAGGCCGAGCGGCGGCUGCUCGAGAUCGAGGACGUCGUCUCCGGCGGCGCCCAAGGGAAAGGGAGCAGCAGCGCGUGGAGGGAGGCGGCGGCGAAGCCCGGCGUCCGCCGCGUGCUGGCCAUGGUGCUCACGCUGCAGUUCUUCCAGCAGGCGUCCGGCAUCGACUCGGUGGUGCUGUACGGCCCGCGGAUCCUCGCCGCGGCCGGCGUCGCCUCCAACACCUCGCUCCUCAGCCUCAACAUCCUCUUCGGCGUCGCCAAGGCGGGGUCCAUCCUAAUCGCCAUGGCGCUGGUCGACCGCGCCGGCCGCCGGCCGCUGCUCCUCGUGAGCACGGGCGGCAUGACGGCAUCGCUGCUGCUCGUGGGCUCCCUGUUCGCGGCGUCCGCGGGCACCAGGGGCGGCGCCGCGGCGUCGGCGGCGAGCGUGGCCGCGGUGGUGGCGUACGUGGUGUUCUUCUCCAUGGGGCUGGGGCCCAUGGCGUGGGUGUACAGCUCCGAGAUCCUGCCGCUCCGGCUGCGGGGGCAGGGCGCGGGCCUCGGCACUGCCAUGAACCGCACCAUGUGCGCGGUGGUCAUCAUGACCUUCAUCACGCUCUACAAGGCCAUCACCAUGGCGGGGGCGUUCUACCUCUACGCCGCCAUCGCCGCAGCAGCGUUCGUGUUCGUCUACGCGUGCCUGCCGGAGACCAGGGGACGGAGUCUCGAGGACAUGGAGGAGCUCUUCCACACCAAGUGAUUCGUGUCAUCUUUCUGAUCAUUCAAAUGGAGGCUACGGUUGUAAUCAUUCAAUUCAAAUGUUCGAGUUUUGGGCUUUGGCCCAAAUAAGUUUCCAUAUAAACCAAAUUAGGCCUUCUGUUGCUGCUUACUCCACGGUAUGGUUUGGAGCUAUCCACUCGGUUUACAGCAGUCUAGAGAGGAAAUCAAACUAAUGGCAGGAAAUAAUUUCCUGUAAUAAUCAGCCUUCAUGACUGAUUAUUGAAGGCUUUUGGUUUUGUUUACAAAUUCAA
Panicum virgatum (switchgrass) is the source of this 1912-nucleotide messenger RNA. Its product is annotated as polyol transporter 5-like. Gene Ontology annotation, cellular component: membrane. Gene Ontology annotation, biological process: transmembrane transport. The record is from RefSeq and is a predicted model, not a curated record. The coding region runs from base 70 to 1641 and encodes 523 amino acids. NCBI's taxonomy places the organism in Eukaryota, Viridiplantae, Streptophyta, Magnoliopsida, Poales, Poaceae. Gene Ontology annotation, molecular function: myo-inositol:proton symporter activity. The transcript is spliced from 2 exons.